UGAAAGAGAGAGAAUGAAUGAUCUUAUAUAUAAUGACGAUUUUCUAUAUGCUUAGCUAAGGCUGGUCAAACGAAGCCUUCUGAUAAACGGUUGGUAUCUCUCAUAGCGGAAGGACUUUGAGAGAGAAAAAAGCGAGGGAAGUUUCUCAGCAAGCACAUUCCGAAGUUCGAAUUCAGGAUGAAGGCUCUUAUUCUUGUUGGUGGAUUUGGAACUCGGUUGAGGCCAUUGACCCUCAGCGUCCCAAAGCCACUUGUUGAUUUUGCUAACAAGCCUAUGAUUCUUCAUCAGAUUGAGGCGCUCAAGGCUAUUGGCGUGACUGAAGUCGUAUUAGCAAUCAAUUACCAGCCAGAGAUUAUGCUGAACUUCUUGAAGGAGUUUGAGGCAAAGCUUGGAAUCACGAUUACAUGCUCACAGGAGACUGAACCACUUGGAACUGCCGGUCCUCUUGCUCUGGCUAGGGACAAACUGUUGGAUGAAUCUGGUGAUCCAUUUUUCGUUCUUAACAGUGAUGUCAUAAGCGAAUACCCUCUAAAAGAGAUGAUAGAAUUCCACAAGUCACAUGGAGGGGAGGCUUCUAUUAUGGUGACCAAGGUGGACGAGCCAUCCAAAUAUGGUGUGGUUGUGAUGGAAGAAGGAACAGGGAAGGUUGAGAGAUUCGUGGAGAAACCAAAAUUAUUCGUGGGAAACAAGAUCAAUGCUGGGAUAUACUUGUUGAACCCGUCUGUUCUUGACCGAAUUCAACUGAGGCCAACUUCAAUUGAAAAAGAAGUAUUCCCUCAAAUUGCUGCAGAAGAAAAGCUGUUUGGCAUGGUUUUACCCGGGUUCUGGAUGGACAUUGGUCAGCCGAGGGAUUACAUAACUGGGUUAAGACUCUAUCUAGACUCCCUAAGAAAGAACUCAUCAUCUAAGCUAGCCAGUGGCGCCCACAUAGUGGGCAACGUUAUAGUGGACGAGACGGCUAGAAUUGGGGAAGGAUGUUUGAUUGGUCCGGACGUAGCAAUUGGACCGGGGUGCAUUGUGGAAUCGGGAGUGAGACUCUCUCGAUGCACUGUGAUGAGGGGAGUACGGGUGAAGAAACACGCGUGCAUAUCCGGGAGUAUUGUUGGGUGGCACUCGACCGUUGGGCAGUGGGCUAGAAUUGAGAAUAUGACUAUCCUGGGAGAAGAUGUUCAUGUGUGUGAUGAAAUUUAUAGUAAUGGUGGUGUGGUUCUUCCUCAUAAGGAGAUCAAAUCUAGCAUCUUGAAACCGGAGAUUGUAAUGUGAAGAAACAACCCAACUAGAGUCUCUAUCAAAUCUCUGCAGUAGUAUCUUUCCCUUUUAAAGAAAUGUUUCUGUAUUGUGUAAAAGCAUGGUUUGUAUACUGGCUUUCAUUAUUUGAGUCUUUGAGAUGGAGAUCUAGUAUUUAUUGGUUAAUGGGUUGCAUAUUUGUAUCUUAAUUAUAUUCUUAAUAAAAUUUGUCCAAUUCUCAAU
This is a messenger RNA of Impatiens glandulifera, 1470 nucleotides long. Its product is annotated as mannose-1-phosphate guanylyltransferase 1. The transcript has 5 exons. Gene Ontology annotation, biological process: cell wall mannoprotein biosynthetic process; GDP-mannose biosynthetic process. Gene Ontology annotation, cellular component: cytoplasm. The record is from RefSeq and is a predicted model, not a curated record. The coding region runs from base 178 to 1263 and encodes 361 amino acids. Lineage: Eukaryota; Viridiplantae; Streptophyta; Magnoliopsida; Ericales; Balsaminaceae. Gene Ontology annotation, molecular function: GTP binding; mannose-1-phosphate guanylyltransferase (GTP) activity.